ACAAAUAUAUAGAUAUGGAAGUGCCGAAGUUAUGUAAAGCAGGAGGAAUGUGUAAAAUGGGCAAGUGUCCUCAAAUGCCGGCCGCGCGAAAGUGCUGCUUCUGCGUGCCGAUCAGAAGAGGUGUUACCAUUUUCGGAUAUGUUAAUUUGGUGCUGUCGCUCCUGUCAUUUCCCCUGCUGGUGUUUCUUCUAGUGGAGCACAUGGCGACAGGCACGGCGGUGGAUGACACCCACAUAGACCCGCUGGUGCAUCUGCCGCUGACCAUUGCUUUUGUCGUCAUCGACGUUUCCAUGACCAUCGUGCUGCUCAUUGGCGCUCACCAGAAGAAACGAGUAUUACUGCAGGUUUACCUGUACUUCGGCGUGGUGUUCCAGCUGCUCACGCUGAUCUUCGACUUGGCGUAUUUUGAUUAUCGCGAGUACGUCGAGAAUACCGUCUACUUCUUAUUUCUCAGUCUAAACAUCUACCUGCUGUUCUUGGUGUACAGCACAAUACAUCUAGUGGAAGAGACCACUGAAGUCCAGUACGUGGUGUACCAGAACCAGCCGCAACAUGUCUGACGUCAUCGCUCCACUCGACACUCGCAGUACGGGACUGAUUUAGUGCAUUCGUGUGAUUUGGCAAUUACGGCUAUAACGAAAUGAUAAUUGGCUAAUGGCCAUUGCAGUUGCAGACUUUUACCACAUUAAAAUAAACCAAUGAAAGCGCAAACAAAACGAACAAGCUUGUUUGAUUGGUUGAUAAUCAUGUAACACGAUUUUUGUUUCUGAGUUAUCAAUAUCAUGACAAAUCUUUAUUUCCCUGCAAAAACGUUUGUAGUAAAGACAACAAAAGUCUUAGUACAGCAAAAGAGCUCCUCGUGUAAGAUACCG
Hyposmocoma kahamanoa is the source of this 872-nucleotide messenger RNA. RefSeq lists its product as uncharacterized. Lineage: Eukaryota; Metazoa; Arthropoda; Insecta; Lepidoptera; Cosmopterigidae. The transcript has 4 exons. The record is from RefSeq and is a predicted model, not a curated record. Bases 15 to 560 code for a protein of 181 amino acids.